AUGUCUCCAAGGACCACCAGCGACUCUGACCGAGUCUCUAUCUCACAGUCCAUGCAUACCUCCAUGGUUUCAGGAAUCUCAAAUAUGGCCUCAAGAUCUAUCCAGGAUGAUGAAAUGUCGAGCCAUGACAACUCCUCGUUGUGCUCAAGUAUCCGUACAGCCCAUGGAAAUCCACAGGAUAUGAAAGACUGGACAAUGAACCACCAAGAAUCCCUUGACCAGGCUAUCUCAAAACCAGACUCAUCCGAGGUGCACAUGCUUUCUUUCUCGCUGUCUCAGCAGCUGAUGACCCCCACGGUCGGACCAAAUGAUGUUAUGUACCCAGGCAUGGACUUCCCAGCAGUCCCUGACAUGAAUGACCAUGAAAUGUCCCGGGAUCUUUAUAACUCUUUCCUGGAUUUCUCUUCUGUUGAAAAUGAUGUCUGUGUCGGAAAUGGCACACCAGAUGAUGCUCUUUCUAUCGGACACAGCUCUCACAGUACCGAGGACGGCCACUAUAUCACAGGCCCAGAGUCAUGGACCCCAAUGAUGCAUGAUGCCCAUUACCCAGGAACCACCAUGGAGCAAUAUUCGUCGGGUCUUUUCCAGACCGCCCCGGUCUCUCCACCACUGACCGACGCUAGCAAUGAUAUGUCUGUUACUUCUUCUUGCUCACACGCGGGAUACACCUCAUUCAUGGCCCCUGAUGAUUCACUCCUCGGAGACUUCACCACAUCGCCCAUUGGAACGACCCAUGGACUUCACCCAGCGGAGCCCUUGUUCCCCAGCUCUUCUCUUAACGACAGGGACCUCAACAGGACUAUCAGACCUUCAAAGCCAUCCCGUCGUUCAGCAUUGUCGGCGGUUUCUCAGCAUCAAGGAAAAACUGAUCCCGAUUUCUUCCCAACCCUGCCAGUGAGAGAGCCAACCCGCCAGAGAUCCAAGGAAGGUGUCGAGGCUCGCAACCCGCGAGAGCACCAGUAUUAUUCCAUGUCCACCCACAGCGAUGGAAACAAGUACCUGGAUUCCCAUCUGAAGCCAUACCGUUGCAAGGUCCCCGCCUGCAUUGAUGCCCAGCUGCGCUUCUCUUCCAACGCCUGUCUGUUCCGCCACGAGCGUGAAGCCCACGGGCUACACGGCCAUGGAGAUAACCCCCACCUCUGCCUGUGGGAGGGCUGCGAACGCGCAGUUCCAGGAAAUGGAUUCCCAAGGAGAUGGAACCUUUACGACCACAUGCGUCGCGUGCAUGACUAUGCCACUUCCGAACGCCACAGCUCGCCCGAGACCUCGCCCGGCGCUGGUCAGAUCAAGAAGAAGGAACCCACUGGCCGCAAGAGAAGAGUCACCGGUGCCACUCCAGCUCCCACCAUGAAGCGCACUCGCUCCGUCCACUCCCAGGCCAGCUCCAUUAAGGCCACCCAGACUUCCGCUAGCCUUGGACAGCGCCUCCAGAAUGCCGAGCAGAACUUCUUCAAGUGCCGCUCGCGUCUGCUGGAGGAGCUUGGCAACAUUUCCCCUCAGGAUACCACCAUGCACGAGAAGGUCAACGCCAGUUUCCAGGAACUGUUCACCUUGGGUUUGAACUACCGCCAUAUUGAGGCCAGCCGGGCUGUUUCCCACAUGCCUAACGGAUUGCCUUGA
This is a messenger RNA of Penicillium expansum, 1620 nucleotides long. RefSeq names its product putative C2H2 finger domain protein. The record is from RefSeq and is a predicted model, not a curated record. Lineage: Eukaryota; Fungi; Ascomycota; Eurotiomycetes; Eurotiales; Aspergillaceae. Bases 1 to 1620 code for a protein of 539 amino acids. The transcript has 3 exons.